Diabrotica virgifera virgifera (western corn rootworm) is the source of this 1045-nucleotide messenger RNA. Its product is annotated as receptor expression-enhancing protein 5-like. Bases 175 to 714 code for a protein of 179 amino acids. The record is from RefSeq and is a predicted model, not a curated record. NCBI's taxonomy places the organism in Eukaryota, Metazoa, Arthropoda, Insecta, Coleoptera, Chrysomelidae. The transcript has 4 exons.
CACCGAUGACGUUUGUCAACGGAAAGUUCCCCUUCCUCUUCCUACCGCACUCGACUUCGAACUUUUAGCCGGGUAUACCAGUUUUUUUAUAGACCUUAACUUAUUAUUAAAACUCGUUCUAUUUCAAAACUUAACACGUUGCGUUAUCGUCAGUGAUUAGAAUUUCAUUCCAAUAUGGCUCAAAAGUUCAACGAAAUUAAACAGCAGUUAGAUGUUGCUUUGCGCGAUAAUUCUAAGCCUUGGACCCCCCUUCUAGCAGCAGCAGAACAAAAAACAGGCCUAGAUAGGGUUUAUCUAGCUUUAGGCGCUGCUGCGUUUUUGGGCAUUUGGCUGGUGUUUGGAUAUUUUGCUCAACUAAUCUGCAACUCGUUAGGUUUCCUGUAUCCGGCUUACGUUUCGAUAAAAGCGAUCGAAUCGAAAGAAAAGGAUGAUGAUACGAAAUGGUUGACUUAUUGGGUUGUUUUCUCCUUGUUUUCCGUCACAGAAUACUUCGUAGAUGUUAUCGUUAGGUGGUUCCCCCUCUAUUGGCUUAUAAAGUGCAUUUUUAUGGUAUGGCUUAUGCUUCCUGGAGAUAUGAAUGGUUCAGUAAUCCUCUACCGUAGAGUAAUCAAGCCUUACUUCUUAAAACACCAGGGUGAAAUCGACGGAGUUGUUAACAAAGUGAAGAAUACAGUUAAAGACACUGUUAACAAAGUGUCGGAAAAAGCAGAGUGAAAAUAGCCAACAUCGAAAGGUCUGAACUUUUUUCCAUUGAUGGAAUGUUUUAUUUAUAUAAACUGGAUAUUAUCCAUAUUCUAAGAUAUUUAUAUAAGCCAAGUACUUUAUUGGUAUUGUUGUGAUUAUAUAUAAUCUCAUAUGAAUGGUAUUAAUUUUUAAAUAUAUCCCAAUUAUUGAAGGCUUAAUUUUUUUAAAGAGUUUUUGUAAAAUUGUUCAAUAUUUGCUUAAGCACUUGUUUAAACUACUUGAAAUUUUAAAGGGUACUUUUUAAAGAUAUAAACUAUUUUGAGACUUUUUGGGCACCAAAUAAAUACAAUUGUUCAAUAAA